Messenger RNA from Poecilia latipinna (sailfin molly), 1005 nucleotides. RefSeq names its product kallikrein-12-like. The record is from RefSeq and is a predicted model, not a curated record. Gene Ontology annotation, cellular component: secretory granule. Lineage: Eukaryota; Metazoa; Chordata; Actinopteri; Cyprinodontiformes; Poeciliidae. Bases 70 to 813 code for a protein of 247 amino acids. Gene Ontology annotation, biological process: proteolysis. Gene Ontology annotation, molecular function: serine-type endopeptidase activity. The transcript has 6 exons.
CAGGAAGUUGUGAACAGAGUUUAAAAACUGCUGCAGGACUGCAGACAUCCCCAGGAAGCUGGACCAGCAAUGAAGGUUCUGUUGCUGCUGCUGGUGCUGGGAGUUUCAGUGAACUCAGACGUUUCUCGGCAGAAGAGAAUCAUUGAAGGUGAUGACUGUGAUGACGAGGAACGUCUUUAUCAUGUUCGCCUGUGGAACAUAAAGGGUAAAGAAAAGUGGCGCUGUGGAGCAUCUCUGAUCCACCCUCAGUGGAUCCUGACUGCAGCUCACUGCUGGAGGUCGGCGCCAGGAUGGACUCACGUAGCAAAGUUAAAAGUUCAUCCGCGCAGUGCUGGCCAGCAGAGUCAGAAAAUCUUUCACAAUCCUGUGAUUUAUACUCGCCGCCGCAAGAAGCACGACAUCAUGUUGCUGAAGCUUCGGAGACCAGUGACAGACGUCCAACCUGCUCAGCUACCAGACUGCAGUUACCAUCUUAAAAUAGGCGAUGUCGUUCAGCUGGCAGGAGAGGGAGGAACGAUAAUCGGCCCCAAUUAUCAGCGAAUAACCAAAACUCCUCUUCCACCACAUCUUCAGUGUGUUGACAUGAAUGUUGAUGCUGUUUCCCACUUCAUGCCGAAACGUGGGCAUAUAUUCCGUGCUGCAGCACCGGACAAAGACGUAUGUCAUGGCGACUCUGGUGGAGCAGCGGUGUACAGCGGCAUGAUUUAUGGUGUGAUUUCUUUAACUGGAAAAGUUCCAUGUCAGAAAUCAGCUGUGAUCAUGGAUGUGUGUAAAUACAUGAGUUGGAUAAAAAGAACAACUGGGCUUAAAUAAAAUAAACUUAUUAUGAAAUGAAAUUCUCAUCAAAUUUCCUCUCAGAUGUAAUUUUAUAGUUGCAUCUUCAUCAGUUUGUCCCACAUUUUUGUAGAAUAAGGGAAAAAUUAAUUUAGUUUUUUCUCACUUGACCUUGACCUCCCUAAUGGAGCUUUCUCUGCCUCAGAAAUGAAAAAAUAAUCAAUAAAUUAA